AUGGCGGAAGCACAAGCAAACAGCGGCAGCUGGUCGGCCUUCCUCAAGUCCAUCGCCUCCUUCAAUGGCGAUCUCUCCUCCCUGACCGCCCCUCCCUUCAUCCUCUCGUCGCAGUCCCUCACCGAGUUCUCCUCCUACUGGGCUACGCACCCGCCCAUCCUCAUUGCCGCCGCAGCUGAGGCCGAUCCCGCAAAGCGUGCCAUGCUGGUCCUCAAGUGGUUCCUCUCCACCCUCAAGCACCAGUACGCCAGCCGCAGCGAGCAGUUUGGCAACGAGAAGAAGCCCCUGAACCCCUUCCUCGGCGAGCUCUUCCUGGGCAGCUGGAACGACGAGGCCGGCAAGACGACGCUCAUCUCCGAGCAGGUCAGUCACCACCCGCCCGCGACGGCUUACUGCGUGCGAAACGAGAAGACGGGCAUUCAGCUCGAGGGCUACAAUGCUCAAAAGGCCACCUUCAAGAGCACCAUCAUUGUCAAGCAGAUUGGCCACGCCGUGCUCACCAUCCCCAUCGGCUCCGGAGAGGACAAGGAGCUGGAGCGCUACCUCAUCACACUGCCCUCCCUCCACAUCGAGGGCCUCAUUUUCGGCGCCCCCUUUGUCGAGCUUGACGGCUCAAGUACCAUUGUUAGCUCCAGCGGCUUCUCUGCCAAGAUUGACUACAGCGGAAAGGGCUGGCUGUCUGGUAAGAAGAACACGGUCAUUGCCUCCGUCUUCCCCACCGGCGACGAGAAGGACGUCCUCUACAACGUGACCGGCCAGUGGACCAAGGAAUUCGAAAUCUACCAGGGCCCCGCCAAGAAGAACUCAAAGUCCACGCUGGUGUCCACGUACGACGCCGCCGGCACCGAGCAGACCAAGCUCGCCCUCGCAGACCUCGACAAGCAGCACCCCCUCGAGUCCCGCCGCGCCUGGAGCAAGGUCGCCGAGGCCAUCCAAAAGGGCGACAUGGACUCCGUCUCCAUCGAGAAGACCAAGAUCGAGCAGGCCCAGCGCAACCAGCGCUCCAAGGAGACCGCCGAGGGCCAGCCCUGGGAGCGGAGGUACUUCAACGCCGUCACAGAGGACGAGACCCUUGCGCUGCUGGGCAAGGCCGCCGGCGUGCCCCUGGACGGCGACAAGGACAAGACGGGCGGUCUGUGGAGAUUCGAUGCUGCCAAGGCGGCCAAGGCAGAGGCCGAGCAGCUCAACGACGAGCAGGUUGCGCAGAUCGAGAAAGAGCUUCUGGGUCAGUAA
Molecule: messenger RNA, 1233 nt
Organism: Trichoderma virens Gv29-8
Lineage: Eukaryota; Fungi; Ascomycota; Sordariomycetes; Hypocreales; Hypocreaceae
Exons: 2
Coding region: 1-1233 (410 amino acids)
Biological process (GO): maintenance of cell polarity; endocytosis; exocytosis
Cellular component (GO): intracellular membrane-bounded organelle; cytosol; membrane
Molecular function (GO): oxysterol binding
Source: RefSeq, a predicted model, not a curated record